AUGAUGAAUUGGACAGGCGGCCAACUGCAGCGUCAUCACAAUCGCUCAGGCCUGUUGACCAAAGCUCAGAAGCAGAAUUUUGCCAGGGCGAGACUCCAAAAUGGCACGGUCAUUCCCCCGCCUUCGCCAUUCCGAAACUUCCCUGAUAUUGGAUUCAAGGGCUCGAGCACUAGGGACAAGGAUGAGACAGAGACAAAUGGAAAUCAAGUUGCGGAAGAGCCGGUCUCACAUUCAACUGGUGGUCAGUCCACUCAUAGUGGCAAUGACUUGACCGAGGUCAAGCGCCAGCUGCUGAAAGAACCUGAUUGGGCAGCCGUGUCUGCUACACGUCCACUCGAGCUUGAAUUCACAUCUGUGGAGGAAGUCGAGCGGUUUGGGAAGCGACGAAAGCUAAAUGGCAAGGACAGGAAACGGCUUGACAACAAUGGGUCUACUCUUUUUGAGCGGCCUAGACCUCUACGAAGAGCCAGAAAUUCUUCCUCGGUAAUCGACACCAUUGAAGAAGACAUCCAGUUUGAGUUCAGCGGACGACCCGUGGUGCAAUCCAAUGAUAGCUCAAGGGUGACCAUGAACAGCAUGUCAUCACAGUCAAUGCUACUUGAUCACGAGGGAUCUCCUGUUGUGGAACAGGACCUGGGGAAAGAGAACCUGACAGCUACCUGGAUUACCAAUCUCUUUCCCCGUUCACAAUUACCUUAG
Messenger RNA from Penicillium expansum, 699 nucleotides. RefSeq lists its product as uncharacterized. The record is from RefSeq and is a predicted model, not a curated record. The transcript has 2 exons. NCBI's taxonomy places the organism in Eukaryota, Fungi, Ascomycota, Eurotiomycetes, Eurotiales, Aspergillaceae. Bases 1 to 699 code for a protein of 232 amino acids.